AUGACGCUCUACUACAGCUUGGUUUUUAUGCUCUUGGUGACGGAGAUGGUGGUUUUCAUGUCACUCAUCAUCCCGCUGCCGUUCACCUGGCGUCGCAAGCUCUUCACCUUCAUCUCCGAGAGUCCCAUUAUAGCGAAGCUACAAUAUGGCAUGAAGAUAACGUUCAUCUUCAUCCUGAUACUGUUCAUUGACAGUGUCAACCGCGUUUCCCGCGUCCAGCUCGAGCUGUCUGCGGCUUCGAACGCUGAGAAGCAGGGCCGCGCCGCUGUCAUCGGUGGCCCCGAGCGCAUGGAAGUCCAGGCCCGCAAGUUCUACUCGCAGCGCAACAUGUACCUCUGCGGCUUCACCCUCUUCCUGUCGCUGAUCCUCAACCGCACCUACGUCAUGAUUCUCGACGUUCUGCGCCUCGAGGAGGAGGUCAAGACUCUCCGCGGCGACUCCAAGGGCAAGAGCAAGGAUUCGUCGGCCCUUGGCAAGGCUGGUGAUGCUGGCGAGAUUGGCCGCCUGAAGAAGGAACUGGAGGCCAAGGACCGCGACAUUGAGCACCUGAAGAAGCAGGCUGAGGGUCUCUCUCGCGAGUACAACCGCCUGGGUGACGAAGUCUCUGGCUCUGACAGCGUUCCCAAGAAGGACCGGUCUUGCCACGCCCGAACCAUGAUCAAAGGCAUCUUCUAUACUCGGUUUCAUCCCGAGAAAGGCUCCCGCGUCCUCCAUCAAGUGCCCGACGGCUCAAUCACGCCUUCCACGGCGCCAUGCGCGCAGACUUCGCCUUUCUUCAGCUUCAGCGACGUCUCCGAAUACGUAAUCCCGCGCCAGGAGUUCUGUGACCGCCUGGUCACCGUAUGCGCCAACCACUACCGCAUCAUCGGCUACCCAGUCUGCGUCAAUAACUACCAUGGCAAAUACGACCGCAAUCAAUUCAUUUUCAACUUUGCAUUUGUCGUCGAGGAGGACCUGCUGGACUGGAACAGCUACGCGAGCGUUGUGCGGAAGCUAGGGAAGUUGCUGCGGAACUUGGAGGAGCAGGGCAGCUUCCUAAGCAAGGAAGAGAAGGACAUACCGUGGGAUGUGCUUGGGGAUCCAGCAAGAACUUCAAGCGUUGGCCUAGGCAUCAGGAGAGUAGAAAGGGCUGCGUCGAUUGCCGAGAGCAUGAGCGAAAGCCAGUCUGUGAAGUCGCUGGGCUUGGACGGACUCAGUCUGGACGAGUCCGCCGAAAUGGGCACCAGCAGUAAAGUAUAUGCCCUCUGUGAGAUGAUCUUGGAGGAUCUGAAUAAUUACUGCGAGUGCAUGAUUCCGAUUGACGACUCCAAUACCAUCAAUCUCAAACUUUUCCCAACUCGGCUACCGCCAGCUCCCGUCCACGCAUGGCAUGUCCCACUACUCACCAUUGAUAUCGAGAUGUACACAGCGCCGUCUGCUAUGAAUCCACACUCGUUCAGCAACCGCUGUGCUACACUUUCUUCGGAUCUGACGCUCACCCGUAUUCUUCCAUACAUCGACGGUAUCAACUCGGUGUACUUUAUUUCUCAGCUUGCCGAUACCGACAUUGGACUCACUCGAAAGGCAAUUCAGCACCUGGUCUAUUACGACUGCGUUGUUCUACUGGACAUCUUCCAGUUCGGCGCCAUGUAUGCGCCUACCCCCCUUAUUGCCCAUUUCUUCACCGACGAAGCCGCUCUCGCCGAAUGCGCACGCUAUGUUCGCAUCCCACGCUUCCUGGAUGCCUCAAUCAGCAACGAGGCUGCCACCCUCCCCGAGGAGCUCCGCCGGGACUCUCACAAGCCGUCACACGGCCACUCCCGUAAAACCAGCGUCAGCAGCACCCUCGGCGGCUCCACGGCAACGACGACUGCCACCGGUAGCCCCACUCAAACAACCUUCGUCCACAACCGCACCCAUCGCUCCUCGACCAUCGGCACGCACUCGUCGGCCGCUCUGACCUCGUUCACCGCCAACCUCGUCCUCGCCCCGAACCAGCCCAUCGUCAGCGCCGACGUUCUGAUCCAGCUCUACUCGUCGAUGCGUCAGGGCGUGACGCUGCGGACCUGGGUGCUGGAGAACUCGAACCUGCUCACGCACAUCGACGUCCGCCGCAUGGUCACCUUCGGCGUCAUCAAGGGCUUUCUGUACCGCGUGCACAAGUACGCCAUCACGACGAGCGCGGGCGCGCUGGCCGGCACGACGGCGAGCUACGAUGGCUAUGACCACCUGCACGGGGCGCGGUGGAGGGGCCACAACGGGUACGCGAGCCCGUGGCGGGUCGAUUCCGAUGCGGAGGAUGGCGGAGGGGCGGGAGGGGAUGGAGAUGGCGGAGACAAGGCGAGCGGGCAUGGUAGUGGUGGUGCGUACUGUAGAGAACUGCCGCUGGCGAGGUAUCUGGAUGGCCUGCAUUGCUUCGAUGAGAUUUGUACGGAGCUGGGUAUGAGCGAGCGGGAGGUGCUGGCGAAGAUGAGAAAGGGGUUCGGAGAUGUGUUGGUGGUGAACCGGUGA
Messenger RNA from Lasiodiplodia theobromae, 2490 nucleotides. RefSeq names its product Bap31 domain-containing protein. The coding region runs from base 1 to 2490 and encodes 829 amino acids. Gene Ontology annotation, biological process: negative regulation of TORC1 signaling; positive regulation of autophagy. Gene Ontology annotation, molecular function: GTPase activator activity. NCBI's taxonomy places the organism in Eukaryota, Fungi, Ascomycota, Dothideomycetes, Botryosphaeriales, Botryosphaeriaceae. The record is from RefSeq and is a predicted model, not a curated record. Gene Ontology annotation, cellular component: GATOR1 complex; vacuolar membrane. The transcript has 7 exons.